Molecule: messenger RNA, 3288 nt
Organism: Musa acuminata AAA Group (dessert banana)
Lineage: Eukaryota; Viridiplantae; Streptophyta; Magnoliopsida; Zingiberales; Musaceae
Product: receptor-like protein EIX2
Exons: 3
Coding region: 1-3288 (1095 amino acids)
Molecular function (GO): protein binding
Source: RefSeq, a predicted model, not a curated record
AUGGGCGGGAGAACCCCUCUUCUUGUCCUCACCUUUUCUCUUGCCGUUCUGAGCAUUGAGCUUGGGAUUUCUCAUGGCUGCCGAGAGACGGAGAGGAAAGCCCUCAUCGACUUCAAGCGUGGACUUCAUGAUCCUUCCAAUCGUCUCUCUUCCUGGGUCGGGGAGGACUGUUGUGCGUGGGAAGGUGUUGGCUGCAGCAACAUCUCUGGUCAUGUUAUCAAGCUGGAUCUUCGAAAUAGACGUCUGACGUAUCCAAUUGAGUACUGCACUCAUCAGGAGGUGUACGACAUGUUGGAUGAUGAUCCAGGAUGCAAAUGGGCAGUGCGUGGUGACAUAACUCCAUCACUGCGUUCUCUCCAACAACUUAAUCGCCUGGACCUCAGCGGCAACUAUUUUAUGCAUAAACCUAUCCCAAAGUUCUUGGGAGCUUUCAGAAGACUAACAUAUCUUAACCUCUCAGGUGCAGGCUUCGUGGGUAGAGUACCUGACCAGCUCGGAAAUCUAUCCACUUUGCAGCACCUCGACCUUUCUUAUAACCGCUAUUGGGAUGAUGAAGGUGAUGGCUUCUUCUGCUUGUACCUUGAGAACACGAGAUGGAUCUCUAUGCUCACUUCCCUUCUGCAUCUUAACAUGACUCGUGUCCGUUUUACAAAUGCGGCCAACUGGUUACAAGAUUUGAAUGCACUACCACGUAUACAAGAGAUUGAAUUAAGAGGUUGUGACAUAGGGACCUUUCCACGUUCGCUGUCUCAUGUCAACUUCACAUCUCUCACCACUCUUGAUUUACGAGGCAAUGAUAUAAACUCCACCAUACCAGAUUGGAUGUUCAAUAUUACUAGCCUCGAGUUCCUUUAUCUUGGUGGGAAUGACCUACAUGGGUUCUUUCCUAAUUCUAUUACGAAGUUGACAUCUCUCAGGGCACUCGACUUGUCUAGGAGUGUGUUCCAAGAUGGCUUCAUGCGAUUAGCUCCUAUAUCCAACCUCUGCAAGCUCCAAAUUCUCAAUCUACGCUAUGUGCCUAUUAACGAUGUGCUUGCCAAUUUAAAAAUGGUUUUCUCUGGAUGUCUUAGGAAUAGCAUGGAGGAAUUGUACCUCGGAGGCACCCAACUGAGUGGUUCCUUUCCGGAUUGGUUAGGGAAUAUCAGGAAUCUAAAAUCUCUUGAUCUUUCUUUCAACUCCCUCUAUGGAUCAGUGCCUGCAUCUAUCGGGAAUCUAUCAUUGCUGCAACAUUUGUCUUUAUAUUCUAAUGAUUUGAAUGGGACGAUUUCGGAAGGCAUCGGACAACUAAAGAGCCUUGUUGAUUUGGUUCUCCACAAUAACUCGUUGAGCUUAUCGGAGGACGACCUUGCUAAUCUAUCGAGUUUGAAAUAUUUGGACAUUUCUUACAACUUCAUUGAAUUGAACAAAGCCGAUGACUGGAUCCCUUCUUUUCAGCUUCAAAGUCUCUUCAUGGAUUUCUGCCAAAUAGGGCCCACGCCCCAAUUUCCAAAAUGGCUCCGAACACAGACCACUCUUCGUCAACUAUAUUUGUCAAGUGCAGGUAUCAAAGACAUGUUUUUCGAUAGGCUUCCUUCUAAUCUUGAGUAUUUGGAUCUUUCGUAUAACUCUCUCAAUGGAUCAUUGCCCGCUUCUCUUGGAAACCUCUCUAUGCUGCGAUCUUUGAAUUUAGGAUCCAACAAUUUGAAGGGGAUGCUUCCGGAAGGCAUCAAAUGGUUGAAGGGCCUUACAUAUUUGGAUCUCUACAAUAACUCAUUGAGAUUAUCGGAGGACGACCUUGCUAAUCUACCAAGGAUCAAAGAAACGAUCCCCAAUUGGCUUCCAUCCGGUCUCCAAAAUUUGGAUCUCUCCGAUAAUAUGAUUGGUAUGAUUGGCGGUGAUGUACCAUAUUAUUUUCCAAAUCUAACUUUAUUGGAUCUCAGCAAUAACUCGUUAUCAGGAUAUUUUCCUCUAAAAUUAUCAAACAUGAUGCCAAGUCUGGAAUAUUUGUCUCUCUCCAACAAUAAGAUUACCGGUGAGAUACCACAAUUCUUUCCAAAACUGAGAUAUUUAUUUAUUUCGAAUAACUCGUUCUCGGGGAAUCUUUCACAAAGAAUCACAAAUAUCAUGCCAAGCUUACAAUGGUUCGAUAUAUCUAUGAAUAAUAUGAGUGGUGAGAUUCCCUUCUCUUAUUGUCAAUUGAGGAAUUUGGAAGGGCUUCAGCUUUCUGAGAAUAAUUUGUCAGGAAAGGUUCCUAAUUGCUGGAAAAAUUCCUCAAAUUUACUUCUUUUAGACUUAUCAAGCAACAAAUUAGUAGGUGGAGUCCCUGAUUCACUCUGUAAUUUGCAAACUCUAGAGUCACUGCACUUGAGUCACAAUAAUUUAUCCGGGCUGAUUCCUCAUUGUUUAAAGAGUUGCGCAGAACUAUCUACUCUCGACUUGGGCCACAACAACUUUAUUGGGAACAUACCAACUUGGAUUGGAGAAAGCUUAUUGUACCUAAAGACACUUAGCUUACGCUCGAAUGCCUUCACCGGUAGCAUUCCUCAAUUAUCUUCUCUACCAUCUCUUCGUAUCUUGGAUCUCUCCAACAACAAUCUUUCAGGAAUGAUACCACAGAGCUUUGGGGACUUCAGUACGUUAAAAAGUGCUCCUACGUAUCAGUGUUGUUACUUCAACAAUGAUAGUCUCUCCGUGGAAGAUAUGUGGCUCUUUAUAAAAGGAAGUGAAAUCAAGUAUACUACCUCCAGACAACUUUCAAUUGAUACACUUAUUGAUCUCUCCAACAAUUACUUAUCUGGAAACAUCCCUGAAGAGCUGGAGGAAUUUAUACCGAGAAGCAUUGGCGAAAUGAAACAACUAGAAGUUCUCGAUCUCUCAAGAAAUAAUCUCUCGGGUGCAAUUCCUUCCGGUUUGGCGGCCUUAAAUUUCUUGGACCAUUUGAAUUUAUCAUAUAACAAUCUUUCAGGAAGCAUUCCCACUGGCAAUCAGUUGCAAACUUUUACUGAUCCAUCUAUCUAUAUUGGCAAUCCAAAUCUUUGUGGCCCUCCUCUCCCCAAAUAUUGUAUGGUGAAUAUAGCGAAGGUCGAUGAAGAAGAGAAAAAUAAAGAUUCUUCUGAGACCAGAAUGGAAAUACUUUGGUUAUACACGAGCAUCACGCUAGGAUUUAUUACCGGAUUUUGGGCAAUUUGUGGAAGCCUUUUGUUGCGACGGACAUGGAGGAUCGUGUGCUUCCGCACCAUUGAUAACGUGUUUGACAAGAUAUACGUGGUGAUGGUGGUGACCGUGGCAAAAUACAAAAGGAAGCUAUGA